This is a messenger RNA of Dendrobium catenatum, 922 nucleotides long. Its product is annotated as probable pyridoxal 5'-phosphate synthase subunit PDX2. Lineage: Eukaryota; Viridiplantae; Streptophyta; Magnoliopsida; Asparagales; Orchidaceae. The record is from RefSeq and is a predicted model, not a curated record. Gene Ontology annotation, cellular component: cytosol; glutaminase complex. Gene Ontology annotation, molecular function: glutaminase activity. Gene Ontology annotation, biological process: pyridoxal 5'-phosphate biosynthetic process; pyridoxine metabolic process.
GAUUCGACGCGCCGCCUGGUUCAUAGAAUUUACAGAGGCAAAAAACAAAAGGAGCGCUUGCAAGGCGGUGGUGCACUCAUCCCUCUCUCUCUCUCUCUCUCUCGACCUCGACCUCAUGGCCGUCGGCGUCCUCGCUCUUCAAGGUUCUUUCAACGAACACAUGGCAGCUCUGAGAAGGCUGGGUGUGACAGGAGUCGAGGUGAGGAAGCCUUCGCAGCUGGAGGCCAUUGAAGCCCUCAUCAUUCCUGGAGGAGAAAGCACCACCAUGGCUAAGCUCGCCCACUACCAUAAUCUCUUCCCAGCUUUGAGAGACUUUGUUAGUUUAGGAAAACCAGUUUGGGGAACCUUGUGCCUGCUAAUUUUCCUUGCAAAUAAGCUACUGGCUCAAAAGUUGGGUGUCAAGAAGACUUAUUGGGGGGCUCUGGAUUGCACUGUUUCACCGAAUACUUUUUUUGGUAGUCAGAUUCAGAGUUUGAGACUUAGAAAAAGCUUUGCUAUUGCAGAUUCUCAGGGGAAAGUGAUAGUUGCCGUAAGGCAAGGGAACAUACUUGGAACCGCUUUUCAUCCCGAGCUGACUUCUGAUAUCCGAUGGCAUAGUUAUUUUUUGAAGAUGAGGAAGGCGAGUGAUGAAACUAGCUUAGAGUGCUUGGACUUGUCAAAUCAGAACUCAUAUUAUCAUCUUGGCAGAAGAACUUUUGACUUACCAAUUUUUGAAUAGCAGUGUAUUACAUCAAUAUUUAUCCAGUUUCAUAUGUUUAAAGUCUCAUUUCAGAUUAAUGACUUACUGUAAUACUUUGUUUUAAAGGUUUCCAUUUGAUUAUGUAUUCUGUUCAUCAAAUAUCCAUUCUUGUCACCUUCAGCUUUCCGUUACUGUCAGUCACAUUAAUUUGGUAUUUUGAUAUAUAAGAUUUUGUUUGUGAUA